AUGCUCCAAGGGCUGACGGGAGGGACCCAAAGCGGAACCAUCGACGAGUGUGGCGAAUACUAUCUCGUUGUAGCCGGCGACGACUGUUCCACCAUUGGCCUGCGCUUCGGUCUGAACUUUAGCCAGUUGCAAGAGUAUAACACGUAUCUUAACUCCACCUGCGGCAACCUGUGGCUUAAUUACGACAUUUGCGUCGCCCCUGUCACCCCUCAGACCGUUUCGACGGACGGUACGUGCCCUCCAGGGGUGACCUGCGAAGGAAGCGCGUUUGGCGACUGCUGCUCGCCCUUUGGCUACUGCGGAACCGGCUCAGAUUACUGUGUCACCACAACCAACGGCACGGCGACGUCCGACGGUACCUGUGGGCCUGAUUAUGGGGGGCUACUGCGGCAAUGGCACGACCUAUUGUGGUGCCGGAAAUUGCUACUCUGGCAGCUGUGA
This is a messenger RNA of Penicillium riverlandense, 441 nucleotides long. RefSeq lists its product as uncharacterized. The coding region runs from base 1 to 441 and encodes 146 amino acids. Gene Ontology annotation, molecular function: chitin binding. The transcript is spliced from 2 exons. The record is from RefSeq and is a predicted model, not a curated record. Lineage: Eukaryota; Fungi; Ascomycota; Eurotiomycetes; Eurotiales; Aspergillaceae.